Messenger RNA from Cotesia glomerata, 1635 nucleotides. RefSeq names its product tyrosine aminotransferase (gene Tat). Gene Ontology annotation, biological process: aromatic amino acid metabolic process; biosynthetic process. Gene Ontology annotation, molecular function: pyridoxal phosphate binding; L-tyrosine:2-oxoglutarate transaminase activity. The record is from RefSeq and is a predicted model, not a curated record. Bases 262 to 1557 code for a protein of 431 amino acids. The transcript has 12 exons. NCBI's taxonomy places the organism in Eukaryota, Metazoa, Arthropoda, Insecta, Hymenoptera, Braconidae.
UGACCGACCAAUAAGAUUUCUCGAUUAGUUCGUCCUCUAACAAGUUCCCGAGCAUUUCAAGUGUCCGCUCAUCCUGGAGAAGUUUAGUAAUCGAAAAACUUGCCAACUGAGCGUAAGUGAAUAAAUGAAUAAAUAUUGAGGAGCGAAUACUGACGGAAGAGGUGGAGAGAACGCGGGUAAUUGCUGAAUUUUUGGGAUAUUUCGGGGCGAUAUUUAUGCAAGGUUGAUUGCGCGAUCUAAAGCUCCAAUUUAUCGAGGACAAUGUCGAAUAGUUUGGGCACACCUCGUGACCGAUGGGAUGUCUGUGCUUCGGACAUCGCCAGGCGUACUCACAAUCCUAUCAGGGCUAUUGUCGAGAAUAUUGUCGUGGAGCCAAAUCCAAAUAAAAAGCUGAUAGCACUUUCUAUCGGUGACCCAACUACUUUCGGGAAUUUAAAGCCCCCGAGAGAAGUUAUCGAGGCGUUGCAGCAAAGUGUCGCUUCCUUUGAGUUUAAUGGAUACGCACCCAGCACAGGCCAUCAAAUAGCGCGAGAAGCUGUCGCGGAAUAUUGUUCAACAGAGAAUCUCGAAGUAGAAGCUAAAGAUGUGAUAUUGUGUAGUGGAUGUUCAUGUGCGUUGGACUUAUGUAUAACAGUACUUGCAAAAGAAGGGCAGAAUAUUCUGAUACCGAGACCAGGAUUUUCACUGUACCGGACACUUGCCGUGGGACUGGGUGUGGGAGUCAGAGCUUACAAUCUUUUGCCGGAUUUCGGGUGGGAGAUAGACCUCGAUCAUCUCGCAUCGCUCGUUGACGAGAGGACUGCUGCAAUCAUUGUAAAUAAUCCUUCAAAUCCUUGCGGGUCUGUCUACAGUCGUCAUCACCUGUUGGAUAUUAUCGACGUCGCUGCUAAGUAUCAUGUUCCAAUUAUUGCCGAUGAAAUUUACGAGCACAUGGUCUUCCCUGGACGAACCUUUUACCCGAUGGCCUCUCUAUCGACAGAAGUACCAAUCCUCUCAUGCAGCGGAUUAGCCAAAAGGUUUCUGGUCCCCGGAUGGCGGAUGGGAUGGGUAAUAAUUCACGACCGACAAAAUAUAUUCAAUAAUGAGAUACGCAACGGUUUACAAAGUUUGAGCCAAAGAAUAAUUGGAAGCAGUACAAUAAUUCAAGGAGCAUUACCGGGAAUACUUAAAAACACGCCUCAAAGAUUUUUCGACGACGUUACCAAGCUGCUAUACAACCACUCGAUAACGACGUUCAAUCUUAUUAAGGAGAUUCCUGGACUGAAGCCAAUUAUGCCUGAUGGAGCGAUGUACAUGAUGGUGCACAUAGACUUAGAGUCCUUCCCGGAGUUUAAUACUGAGGUUGAUUUUGUCGAGCGUCUAUUAAUGGAAGAGUCUGUUUUCUGCUUGCCUGGAGGUUGUUUUGAUUUACCUUCCUACAUAAGAUUGGUAAUAACAGUACCAGUAGAAAUGCAAGAAGAAGCCUGUAAGAGGAUCCGCGACUUUUGUUAUCGGCACCACUGCAAGACACAAAAUCUAAUAAGAAAUUCUAUCGAGGGCGUCGAGAUACCUUAUUAAUUAUUAUUAUUAUUUCUAAUAAUAAAAAAUUUCCAAUAAUAUUCCACUGUCAUAACUUAUAAAUUAUAAAUUGAUGUA